Menidia menidia (Atlantic silverside) is the source of this 1955-nucleotide messenger RNA. Lineage: Eukaryota; Metazoa; Chordata; Actinopteri; Atheriniformes; Atherinopsidae. The record is from the annotation of a GenBank genome assembly.
AAACCGGAAGUUGACAGUUAGCAUCCCUCAGUUUCGGUACUCAUUGAGGGUGUGAGUGCGACAGUGACCAGGUGUAAAGAUGUUACCUUUAUCAAUUAAAGACGAUGAGUACAAACCGGCUAAAUUCAACCUGCUGGUCAAACUGUCCGGAUGGUUCAGCUCCAUCUGUCCCAAAAAUGGGUUUAUUUCCAAUGACACUCGGUGUGUUCGCGUCUGCCGGUCCAUCCUCGCUGAUAAAACCUCCAGAAAUCUUUUCUUCUUCCUCUGUCUCAACCUGUCCUUCGCAUUUGUGGAGUUGAGCUACGGUAUCUGGAGUAACAGUUUAGGUCUGAUCUCAGACUCCUUCCACAUGUUCUUCGACUGCACAGCCCUGCUGGCAGGUCUCGCAGCCUCCGUCAUCUCCAGGUGGAGAUCCAAUGACAGCUUCUCCUACGGGUACGUGAGAGCGGAGGUUCUGGCGGGCUUCGUUAACGGGCUGUUCCUCAUCUUCACUGCUUUCUUCAUCUUCUCUGAAGGAGUGGAGAGAGCGCUGGAGCCCCCCGACGUUCACCACGACCGGCUGCUCCCCGUUUCCGUGGCCGGCCUGCUGGUCAACCUGGUGGGGAUCUUUGUGUUCCAGCACGGAGGACACGGGCAUUCGCACGGAGAGGGAGGUCACGGCCACAGCCACUCGCUGUUCAACGGCAGCGCGAAUCACGGCCACAGCCACGGAGGACAUGAGCACCACAGCAAGCAGGCAGACUGGCACGGUCACAGCCACGGCGGCCACGACGGCCACGGGCACAGCCACGACUCUCACGACGGACACGGUCACAGCCACGGAGGACACGAGGAGCCACACUGUCAUGACGAGCUGCUGCACACGCCGGGGAAAGGCUCCAGCAAACAGAUCCUGCAGGGAGUCCUCCUUCACAUCAUCGCUGACACUCUGGGGAGCAUCGGCGUGAUCAUCUCGGCUCUGCUGAUGCAGAAAUACGACCUAAUGAUCGCCGAUCCCAUCUGCUCCAUGCUGAUCGCCCUCCUGAUCGGAGUCAGCGUGGUGCCACUGCUGAGGGAGUCCAUUGGGAUCCUGAUGCAGAGAACUCCGCCGUCACUGGACAACGCCCUGCCAGAGUGCUACCAGAGGGUGCAGCAGCUGAAGGGGGUGUACAACCUGCAGGAGCCUCACUUCUGGACGCUCUGUACUGACGUUUACAUCGGGACGUUAAAGCUGCUGGUGGCUCCCGACGCCGACCCUCGCUGGAUCCUCAGCCAGACGCACAACAUCUUCACACAGGCUGGUGUUCGACAGCUAUACGUUCAGAUCGAAACGGCCGCCAUGUAGAAGCUCUUUCUCCAAAAUAGGGACCAAUCAGAUUGAGUCUACUGCUGCAGGUGACCUCUGACCCCUUGGAGUCACCACAGGAUGGACUCAGAGGAAAGGGGGAGGGGCUAAUAGAACUGAUGGACUCACACAGCCCCGCACGCUCUUUUUUUGUUUUUUUUAAACAUACCUAUCUGGGUUGCCGGGCAUCCCCCCGCCCCCUUUCCCAAAGCAUUCUGGGUAAGUGCCUUCAUUGUGAAUCAGAGACAAUCUGAGCCCCUCCCACCACCGAUGACAUCACUGCUGGAACUUAUCCGUCCACAGUAUUAGUGAUGUCACUGUUUUUACUGUGCCAAAACAUGUGACCAAACCAUGUGACCUGUCGGUAGGGUUCACUCUUCUUUUUCUUCUUUUUUUUUUUUUUUAAAGCUGUAAUAAAUAAUUGUUUCUUCAAGAUGAGAUAUUUUGUCUAUAUCUUUAUUGAAAUCAGGUGUGUUUUGUAAUCAGAACAGUGCAGUCCCAUGAAGGAGUGUUUCUCUGUAACUCCAAACUCUGAGUGAACUGUUGGUCUCAGAUUGAGGCCAACACUGAGGAGUUCCCUGAAUGUGUCUGGUUUGGUUUCUAUCUUGGCAGCAGGACAGAAAAGGUAAGG